GAUGAGCUCAAGAGAAUGAUAGACCCCGGCUUCCCCAGACUGAUCCAAAAAGACUGGCCUGGAAUUCCUAAAAGGGUCGACGCAGCCUUUAAGUUAGAUGCACCUACAAUUGCACCAACAGUUUCACCAGAGGAGGAAAACCUGGCAGAGGGUUAUCUUUCUCAGUUCUACAAUGACGUUGGGAUGACAAACGCCACACUACAAAGAAUUGCUAAGAGCUCUGUCAGCCAGGAUCUACAGACCAUGCAGGCUUUCUUUGGCCUGGAGGUGACUGGAGUCAUGAAUAACGAGACUAUGAAUGUAAUGAAGGAACCCAGGUGUGGUGUGUCUGAUAUAAGCCGAUAUGGACACUUUUCUGGGAGACCCAAGUGGGAUAAAAGGCUGAUUACAUACAGGAUCACUCAAUACACUCCAGAUCUGAUCCAGAGACAGGUGGACGCAACCAUUGCUCAGGCCUUCCAGCUGUACAGCGAUGUCAUCCCGCUCAACUUUAAGCAGGUCUACAGCAGUAAUGCGGACAUCAUGAUCCUCUUCAAGGGCGGAUAUCAUGGGGACUUUUACCCUUUCGACGGGGCGGGUGGAGUCUUGGCUCAUGCUAACUCUCCGGGACAGGGUCAGGGAGGGGACACACACUUUGAUGAUGAUGAAACUUGGACUCUCACACAAAGAGGUGUGAAUCUUCUGCUGGUGGCAGCCCAUGAGUUUGGCCACGCACUUGGCCUGGACCACUCAAGGGACAGAAGUGCACUUAUGUACCCCACUUAUCGAUAUGUCAACACUAAUGGCUACAGGCUGCCAGAUGAUGAUAGGCGCGGGGUUCAAGCCCUAUAUGGGAGCCGUACACCAGUGCCAACAACAGCACCAAAACCUAAACCGCCUCCUGGUCCUGACCCUGGACCAGAGCCAGAAGAACCAACAGAGGAUCCCAACCCAGACCCUCUGCCUAACCCCGGGGGUGAGCGGUGCAGCCGCGACCUGGUGUUUGACGCUGCGACUUCAAUCAGGGGAGACCUCUUCUUCUUUAAAAAUGGAUACUAUUGGAGGAAGAGUACACUUGUCAAUGGAAUCCGUUUAACGAAAGUGAGCACUAAGUGGCCACGAAUCAACUCUGUCGAUGCUGCAUUUGAAGUCCCACGCAAGGAUGUGGUGUGUCUUUUUGAAGAUCGUCAAUACUGGUGCAUUAGGGCUUAUGCAAAGACAAUCAUUUCAGGGUAUCCAAAGCCUCUCACCAACCUCGGCCUGCCCUCUUCAGUGAGUAAGGUCGAUGCAGCUGUCUAUGUGCCAACUACUGGAAAAACACUCAUGUUUGUGAACAACCUUUAUUGGAGUUAUGAUGAGAGCAGAAACCAAAUGGACUUUGGAUAUCCACGACAUAUCAUUCUGGAUUUCCCUGGCAUAGGCUCAAAAGUUGAUGCAGCCUUUGAGAAUUAUGAAAAUGAACUCAGUUUGUCCUCUUUUUUGUCCCCGUCUCCUAUGGAUUCACUCAACACUUUUGAAUCUGAGAUGGAGGCUGAUGGGCAGGGGAGCUACUCUCUGUUUCCUGCACUGGACAGCAUUGCAAGUCUUUCUGGGGCCGCUGAGACUCUGGAGAGCGAACCGUCCAGUGACAUUGCAGAGAAGCCCAACCUCACAUGGCUCGACGCUGCACAGAUUGUAUUGGAAGAAGCGGGACGUCCUAUGCACAUAAAGGAGAUAAAACAGAGAAUAAUCGACAGGGGACUUGUUCAAUCCAACGCAAAGUCAAGUCUGGAGGCAGUCAUGUACCGUGAGACACAAAAAGGCAGCAGGAGAUUCAAGAGGAUUGAGAACAGAAACGGAGUCUUUGCACUGCUGACCGACGAGGAGAGGCAGCAGGCCCUGCAGGCCUUCACUGCGCAGUCUUUUCUCGGCUCUCCGCAGCACAACACCAUCUCCAGUUCUGGAUCAGGUGCCUCGGCACAUGCCUUCCCAUCCCCCACCAGUUCCUGCGAGCACAGGACCAAGAUGAAGAGAGGUCCACGGAAAAAACUAAAUGAAAAGUACCGACUCAAGUACCUCAGACUGCGCAAAGCAGCCCGCGCCAUGAUAUUUGAGAAUGCAGCUCUCUGUGAUGAAGUUGCCCAUUUAGAAGAGAAGUUCCUGAGAGCUAAGGAGGAGCGGAGGUUCUUACUGAAGUCAUUGUUGCAGUACCAGUCGUUGACAGAGGGAGAGAUGCUACCGACACCUAGCUCUAGCGCUCAUCCACCUGUACCUCCUGCAGCUUCCACCUCAGGUCCUACAGGGGCUUCAGGCCUGUCUGGGGGGCAUAGUCUGGCUUCAGUGGUGUCAACAGGGGAAGAGGGAUCUCUUAAAAAACCCAAGAAGGAAAGGAAAGAGCGAGGCAAAGAAAAUGGUAAAGAGGAAUUUCCAAAGAAGAUGACUAAGAAGAGAAAGCUAGCAGACGGGUCUCGGAAACUGGUGCAACCCAUCCAUCUGGACUCAUCUGGGCGUCCUGUCUUUCCCAUCGUAUUGGGAGGAUUAACAGUCUACAGCCUGGGAGAGAUCAUCAUAGACAGAAUGCUUUUCCAUGAUGAGUGUGCCAUUUACCCGGUGGGCUUCUGCAGCACUCGAGUCUUUGCCAGCAUGAAAAACCCCGACCAGCAGUGCCUUUACACCUGCCAAAUCAAAGAUGGUAGAGCAGGUCCACAGUUUGAGAUUGUGCCUGAAGAAGAUCCUCAGAAUGCCAUCGUGGCCACCUCGGCCCUCACAUGCCACUCCAAUCUACUGAAGGUCAUCGCGUCUGUCAGUUCCAAGUCUGUGGUGCCCAUCAUGCCCUCAGGAGCUGAUUUCUUCGGCUUCUCACACCCCACCAUCCAGAAUCUCAUCCAGAGUUGUCCUGGAGCACGCAAAUGUAGCAACUACCGAUGGGUACGCUUUGAGGUGUGCCGCCCUGGUGAUGGCCAGGUUCCUCACAGCCUCUCAGAGGACGAUGCCUCCGUCAACUUCGAGGCCUACCAGAGACACCAGGGCUUUGAUGAGAGCAUCAAGACAGAGCACAUAACAGGACAGGCACCGCAGUCCCCUAGCUCCUCUCACCAGCACCACCUGACCUCCCCCACCAUCAACAUGAAGCCCUCUACAUCCUAUUUCAGCUCCUGAUCCUGAAGGGCAAGGUCAUACAUGGACGCAAUCCUUGGAAAACGUCAAUUAUUUACAAAGCUUGUAUUGGUUUUUCCUCCCUUUUCCUUUAUGGUUCAAAACUUGAGUAGGCAUACAGGAACUCAAGCCUUUGUUAUUUAUUGUUUUUCAUCUUUAAACUAGUCCCAGAAAGUUUGGAACAUCACUGAGGAUGUGUGCUAGCAUAGUUGAUGCUUAUUUACUAAGUGCGGCAUGUCAUUCUUUUUAAAAUAUUUUCCAGAAUGAACAUUUAAACAAGCUUUUUUGCUUAAAGAGCUAAUAGCCACAUUAAACUGCCAUUGCUGUUAUGUCUAUUUGUAUAGUAAGUCAAAAUAAACCUUUUAUUCCAAUAUCAUUUUGUUUCUACUUCAACAGUAGACUUUGUUUUACUGUCUCCGUCCGUAGUGUCUUUGAAUGCAACUCACACACAAACUUAGUUGUUUAUUUGACAUUUAUUUCUUCAAACUUAACUUGUGUUGUACACUUCAGAGUUUUGUUCAAACAAAACAUUUCUCAUGCUUUUCAAUGUACUGUACACUCCAGCAGUUUCUUGAAUUUGAGACAGACUGAUUAAGAAGAUCUUUAAAAUAAAAUAAAGAUAUUUCCCACCA
Eleginops maclovinus (Patagonian blennie) is the source of this 3746-nucleotide messenger RNA. RefSeq names its product transforming growth factor beta regulator 1 (gene fyrd1). Gene Ontology annotation, molecular function: metalloendopeptidase activity; zinc ion binding. Gene Ontology annotation, biological process: regulation of DNA-templated transcription; collagen catabolic process; proteolysis. Bases 16 to 3117 code for a protein of 1033 amino acids. Gene Ontology annotation, cellular component: nucleus; extracellular matrix. The record is from RefSeq and is a predicted model, not a curated record. NCBI's taxonomy places the organism in Eukaryota, Metazoa, Chordata, Actinopteri, Perciformes, Eleginopidae. The transcript is spliced from 26 exons.